Messenger RNA from Arachis duranensis, 1238 nucleotides. RefSeq lists its product as uncharacterized. The transcript is spliced from 10 exons. The coding region runs from base 220 to 978 and encodes 252 amino acids. The record is from RefSeq and is a predicted model, not a curated record. Lineage: Eukaryota; Viridiplantae; Streptophyta; Magnoliopsida; Fabales; Fabaceae. Gene Ontology annotation, molecular function: hydrolase activity.
UUUUGUCACUAUGCAUAAGAGGGAAGGUCUACUAGCAUUUGGACACAUGCUGUUUCUCAUGAGUAUAAACAAACAAGACUUUUCUUCAAGUGGGGUGUGAGCUUUCCAUACCAAGUUUAAUUGCAAGUCAGAAAGCAAAAUAGAGGAACAAGAACACUCUUCAUACUCAUUGCACUCGUAGAGUUGUAGUAGUAGCUGUCACUGCUUUGGACACCAAAAAUGAGCUAUGGACAUCCUUACAUGGGUUCAGGUAGCCGAACUGCUCGAAGAACUUUUGAGUUCGGGAAGACACAUGUAGUGAGGCCAAAAGGAAAACACCAAGCCACCAUAGUAUGGCUGCAUGGUCUUGGUGAUAAUGGUUUGAGCUCAUCUCAGCUCCUGGAAUCUCUUCCACUUCCAAAUAUAAAAUGGAUUUGCCCAACUGCUCCUACCCGUCCUGUGGCCAUACUUGGAGGCUUUCCUUGCACUGCAUGGUUUGAUGUGGGAGAACUCUCAGAAGAGGGUCCAGAUGAUUGGGAAGGUUUAGAUGCCUCAGCAGCACACAUAGCUAACUUGCUGUCAACAGAACCAGCUGAUGUGAAAGUUGGAAUAGGAGGGUUCAGUAUGGGUGCAGCAAUAGCACUUUACUCUGCAACAUGUUUUGCUAUGGGAAGGUAUGGAAAUGGCAUCCCAUACCCUGUCAACUUAAGAGCUGUUGUUGGACUAAGUGGCUGGCUUCCAGGCUCAAGGAGCUUAAGGAACAAAAUAGAAGUGUCACAUGAAUCAAGAAGGCGAGCUGCUUCAUUACCCAUGUUGCUGUGUCAUGGAAUAUGUGAUGAUGUAGUUCCAUGCAAAUAUGGAGUGGUUAAAGCAACUAUCUAUGUAUCUGAGUUGUUGGUUGUGUGUUUGUGCAGGAUUGGUCACUAUACAGUUCCAAGAGAGAUGGAUGAGGUAUGCAACUGGCUUAACUCCAAGCUAGGCCUUGAGGGAUCUCCAUAACAAGUUUGUAUGGAGAUGCACAAAGCAUAAGCACAAGUAGAUAUAGAUCAUGGCAACGGUUCUUGGGGUAUAGAUAUAUAUAUAUAUAUAUGUAUGUAGGAGAGAUUUCAUUUUCUGGGGUCCCUUUUUGUCUUGUUCCUGAGCAGCAAUAAGAGUUAUCAAUGUGUUUUUCUAUGUAUUUCUCUAACUAUUAUUAUUCUAGAGCCUAGACACUUGGACACUUGUAUUAUCUUAUGGGAGAGCUUUGUAGUUUAAAUUUU